Anisakis simplex (herring worm) is the source of this 324-nucleotide messenger RNA. The record is from the annotation of a GenBank genome assembly. Lineage: Eukaryota; Metazoa; Nematoda; Chromadorea; Rhabditida; Anisakidae.
AUGUUCGCAGCAUUUGCCAAAUACGAAAAAGAGUUAAUCUCGACGUUUCGCGUUCAAUGGAACUUUUUAUAUGUACAAAUUGAAGGUGUUCCGUUUCAGCGUGCUGACUUGCUGAUCGCACUUGCUGAGCAAUGUAAAAAGAAACUGUUGAAACGAUUGGAUAUGGCGCAUAAAUGGUUAGUUAUCGGCGGUGUCUCGAUGAAUAAAGUUCAUUAUUUUAGUUGUGCAUAUUGUUGGGCUACAAUUAGAAUUGCUCCGAAGAUGAAUGUUCGUAAAUGGUUCCGAAAAAUACCACUGAAUAUUGCAGCGAAUCAAAGCAACUAA